UGCUCUGGAGGAGGCAGUCGGCAGUCCAGUCGGAGGCCGGCCAGCAGUAGGGCUGCCCUCGCUGCAGUGACGUCCCAGUCCUACCGGGCGGAGGGGCGACGACCGACUCCGCGCCCACCCGGCCUGCUCCUGGUACCGGACCUGUCUGCCUUCUGGAGAUGCUCGCUGAAGUUGAGCACGGCGCUGCGGGUCAGCUCUUUCCACUGCCAUAGCGCCGGGUGUCAGAGGCACUCCCAAGUCCCGCCAUGCAGCCAGGAGCUGCCCCGAAAACUGUGCUGCUGGCGGUGCUGCUGGCAGGACCACCCGGCGGGACCGGCCGCCUGCUGAGCGGGCAGCCUGUCUGCCGGGGAGGGACACAGAAGCCUUGUUAUAAAGUCAUUUACUUCCAUGAUGCUUUUCGAAGACUGAACUUUGAGGAAGCCAGAGAAGCCUGCAGGAGGGAUGGAGGCCAGCUUGUCAGCAUUGAAUCUGAAGAUGAACAGAGACUUAUAGAAAAGUUCAUUGAAAACAUCUUGGCAUCUGACGGUGAUUUCUGGAUUGGGCUCAGGAGGCAUGAAGACAAACAAAACAAUAACACAUCCUGCCAGGACCUUUAUGCUUGGACUGAUGGCAGCACAUCAGAAUUUAGGAACUGGUAUGUGGAUGAGCCAUCCUGUGGCAGUGAGGUCUGCGUGGUCAUGUACCAUCAGCCAUCGGCACCUGCCGGCAGCGGGGGGCCCUACAUGUUCCAGUGGAAUGAUGACCGAUGCAACAUGAAGAACAAUUUCAUUUGCAAAUAUUCUGAUGAGGAACUAACAGCUCCUUCUCCAAGGCCUGGAGGUGAGGGAACAGAGCCAGCAACACCCACAUCUCCAGAAGAAACACAGAAAGAAGAUACCAAAGAAACAUUUAAGGAAAGUACAGAAGCUGCCUUGAAUCUUGCCUACAUCCUAGUCCCCAGCAUUCCUCUUCUCCUCCUGCUUGUGGUCACCACAGUUGUAUGUUGGGUUUGGAUCUGUAGAAAGAGAACACAGGAGCGUCCAGACCCUAGCCCAAAGGAGCAACACACCAUCUGGCCCUCUCCUCACCAAGGGAACAGCCCUGACCUAGAGGUUUACAAUGUCAUAAGGAAACAAAGUGAAGCUGAUUUAGCUGAGACUCGGCCAGACCUGAAGAAUAUUUCAUUCCGAGUAUGUACAGAAGUCACUCCUGAUGACCUGUCUUGUGACUAUGACAACAUGGCUGUGAACCCAUCAGAAAGUGGAUUCGUGACUCUAGCAAGCAUGGAAAGUGGAUUUGUGACCAAUGACAUUUAUGAGUUCUCCCCAGACCGAAUAGGGAGGAGCAAGGAGUCUGGGUGGGUAGAAAAUGAAAUAUAUGGCUAUUAACGUGCAUUUCAAAAAACAAACAAACAAACAAAAAGCUUGAACUGACAAGAAUGGGAAGAAAAUGAGAUAUAAAUUCUCCUAUUUCCUACAAGAAAAUAAUAAGACGUUCUGUGAAAAUGCUCAGAUCAGGUCCUGGGGUAAGCAUGUGAUCCCCAUUAGCUCCUGUUGGGUCCCAAAGAUUUGGCUGUCUCCCUUAUCCUAGUCUCUUACCAGCUCAGUCUUCGGAGAAAGUGCCUUACCCAGGGUUCUGGCAUACAGUGGAGUCUCGAUAAAUGUUAGUUUAUGGGUAAUACCUGGUUUCUAAGGGAUAGAGCUUUAUAGGCAGGGAUGAGGGUUGAGGCUUGGAAAACCCACCUAUAGGUUCUGUUUUCCUUGCUCUAAACAGCAGGACACAGGAUCAUAAGGAAACAGAAACCACAGACUCAAAGCCAACAUGCACAUCAACAAUUGUUAUGUCUGUUUUCUUCAAAGGAUAAAAUCAAAUAAAAAGCAGGAAGCAAAAUGUUAUUUA
Molecule: messenger RNA, 1878 nt
Organism: Tupaia belangeri chinensis (Chinese tree shrew)
Lineage: Eukaryota; Metazoa; Chordata; Mammalia; Scandentia; Tupaiidae
Gene: LAYN
Product: layilin
Exons: 7
Coding region: 246-1367 (373 amino acids)
Biological process (GO): positive regulation of axonogenesis
Cellular component (GO): cytoplasm
Source: RefSeq, a predicted model, not a curated record